CCUAACGCCAGACAAAUCAAAACGUAAACAAACGCGAGCAUGAAGGACUAUUACACCUGGACUUACCCGGAUAUACCCGAAAAUGUGGCCCAAGAGCUGCAGAAGCUGCGGAACUCGCUGGUUGUGGUCGGCAUCGUCGGCCGGUCCAAAGGCGAUCAAGCUAAUAAGAUGCAGGCCUUUGGCAUGGAACCACCUUUGGAGCACAUACCCCAGGAUGGGCAGGUGCAGUGCUACUAUAAGCCGGGCACCUCAAGCUUGCUGCUCCACUUCGAGACGACAUACGACGAGGCGGUCCUAAGCAAGAUGAUAGAUGCCUCCAUGGAGGAUACCGAUAGCCCCUUUGACUUUGACAGCUUCUACGAGAGGAUGCGUUGCCAGUUUGUGCGCAUGGUGCUACUGGCCCUGCAUGCGUGUCACAUUGUGGUCUAUGUGGAAACCGGUCAGAGCUUUGAUCCCUCCUUGGUCACCGUGUUCCAGCUGCUGAAGUUCGCUCGGGAGCAGCAUCUUUUGCAGUUUUUGCCCAGCAUGCUGAAGGGCAUUGCGGCAACUAGGAUGGGCGACAAAUCGCGCCUGUGCACACCGAGGAUACUGUUCCUAUUCGAGAAUUACCCACAGGACGAGGAGACGACGCGUGACCGUGUGUCCGCCUUCGAAUUCCAGACGGAGGACUGUAUCUAUGAGCUGUUGCGCCACCAUAACAUCGUGACCAAAAGCAGCACAAAGUCGCUGAUGGCGCUGCCAAACAACAAGCAGUUCGUCUUUUUCAACGCCCACGAGGAGCAACAUACGGACAAGCUGCUCAAGGCCAUCGACUGCCUCAAUCUGGUCAUGUACAAGCCGGACACAAGGGAGGAAGAGGAAGAUCAAGAGAUUCUCGAUCUGGCGCCCUUUGACGGCUUUGUCAAGCCCUAUGGCCGGUUUAUCGAUGAGAAGGCCCUGGAGGAACAGCAGUACAGGAAAGAGCACACAGUGUGGCACUUCCUGCAGCGCCACGUACAGGAUGCCCAGCAAGGCUGCUUUGACGAGGGCUCCUUCAAGCAGCAAUCCCAGCAGGGACAUUUCCAGCUGCUUAAUUUCAAGGAUUGGCACGAAUGCAUGGCCAUGCUGUACCAGUUGCUGGUCGAUAAUGCCAAGAAUCCAAGCACUCAUGAAACUGGCAACGAGGAAUACAAAACCUUUCUCAACAGCUUCGAGGACAGUUUAAAUUUCGAAAAGAAAUUCUGGGCGCAUCUGUGCGAUUUGGGCCUUAAGAAAGGCAUCGCCGCCUAUAAGCAAGCAGCCCCCAGCAUCUACGGCAGCGCCACGCACAAACAACUCCUGGCAGACGCUACCUUAGCCUUCGGCGAGGAGGGACGAGGACCGCCGGUCAAGGCUGCCCUAGCCAAGUUAGCUGCCAUCUGCCAGAAGCACUGGCAGGACGGGCGGCAGCAGUGCGAGCUGCUCAGCCUGCGCUCCAAUCCCUGCACACUGCCCAAAGAUGUGGCGCACGAGAAGCACAAAAGCGGUGUGGUUCACAUAUCCACCUGCAACUGUGGCCGCACCCAGGGACGGCGAGAGGAUCCGUUCACUCUGCGACAGGCCAACUACGAGUACUACGAGCACAUAGCCAAGAUGUGCAAUCUCUGCGUAAAGGUGAAGCAGUACCAGUUUCCCAUCUUCGAGCCCUCCGUCAGCGAUUAUCGAGCGGCUGCUUUUGAGGCAGCGUUUCCCAUGUUGCUCACGGGAAAGAGUGGUGGUCCUCAGCACGACGAUGACGAUGAUGAUGAAAAUGACGAGGCUGAGGGUGAUGAGGAGGAGGAGGACGGACAGGAGGAUUCCGAGAAGCCAGAGGAGGAGAAGAAAGCUUCCGACUGCGGCCAGAACCUUUCGCCUACCUUUGGUUCCGAUCUAAACAUGUCAAUUGCCGGCUUUGGAGCCUCUUUAAACGAAUCCCAGGGCAGCUCUGCCGAUCUGUCAAACUCGGAGCAGGAAUCCACGAGUAGCGGCACCUCCAGCGGCGAUACGGAGAAUGAACUGGUGCUCCAGCUCAAGGAGCCGGCAGCCAAGAAAGAGGUGCGCGAGGAGUCUACCGCUCCACCACCAAAUACUUGCUCCACGUCCACCACAGAAUAUCUGCCGGGCUUGGUACACACGGUCAGCAAUUUUGGGCUAUUGCCACUGUUUCCCAGCUGGUCGCUAGCCUGCGUGGGUCCCAGCUCCAUCUACAGUCAUAAUACCGGCCUUCAAGAGCACUUUCAGAGUGGCUUCCUGUCUGGUGCAAACUUCCUUCUGCCCUGGGAUGUCCAACUGAGACUGGUCCAUGCUCCCAAGCAGCAGCAGCAGCAGCAACAUCAUCACCAUCAGCAUCCCGGCAAGAAACAACAGCGCUGGAAGAAGCAGGGCGAUCGCCUGUCCCUCAAGAUCUUUGUCGGCAUGGAGUACGAGUGCUCGCGCGGCCAUCGCUUCAUGAUGUGCGCCCCGGAUCGCGUGCUACGAGGUGGAGCGGAUAUCGAACGAGACACCUGCAGCAAGGUGGUGCACAAUAACAUGCCGCUCUACUAUCCCUGCCCGUGCCGCUCCCAAAUCAACUAUCUGGCUCAGCUGAUGCGCAUCCAUGUGGUCACCCCCAAGGCGCCCGUUAAUAUAAUCGUGGAUCCCAAGGUGUGCGUGGGUAAGGGCAAGUACACCUUCACCUUGGGCAGCAUCGUUCCACCCCGCCUCUCGCAGAGCGCCUACUGGAUCCUCCGGCUGCCGUACGUCUACCAGGGUGAUGAUGUCCUGAUCGCUCCGCCGGAGAAACUAGAGUCAGAUGACAUGAUGGCAGGCGGUUAUCUGUUGUCCGGGAUGUUUGGGGUGGCGGAAACGGAUCCCUCGUUGGACCUCAAUGAACCCACUCGGAAUGCAGCGUCGCCAGCUGGUACAUUUACUAGAAUUUAAUGAUUUGUGUGUUUGCAGAUUAAAUCUUAAAUCAUAUUUCAAAAAUA
Drosophila serrata is the source of this 2963-nucleotide messenger RNA. RefSeq names its product nonsense-mediated mRNA decay factor SMG8. The record is from RefSeq and is a predicted model, not a curated record. NCBI's taxonomy places the organism in Eukaryota, Metazoa, Arthropoda, Insecta, Diptera, Drosophilidae. Gene Ontology annotation, biological process: nuclear-transcribed mRNA catabolic process, nonsense-mediated decay.